AUGAAUGAUCGUCAGUCUCAACCUAUAAACAGCCAAAAAGAAGUUCUGUUCAAGUUGGACUCUAGAGGGAUCCUGGAGCUGACUCCUGUGAAGCAGCUGGCCAGUCUGAAGUGGAACCUGUAUGGAAAACAUUACUUCAGGCUACUGCUGUUUCUCUACCUCCUCUACAUCUGGAUCUUCACCAUGUGUUGUGUAUUUCGCCCGAUUAAGGACGCGCCCGCCAACUACUCGACUGCAGCCACAGCCUACACCAUCCGGGUCCAGAGAAGGUUUAAUGAGAGCUACGUGACCCAUGCGGACCACCUUCGGCUGGUUGGGGAGAUCAUCAGCAUCCUGGGAGCUGUAGUCAUCCUGUUGCUGGAGAUCCCUGACAUGCUGAGAGCGGGGGCCAAGCACUACUUUGGCCAGACUGUCCUGGGGGGCCCCUUCCACGUCACCCUCAUCAUCUACGCGGGUCUAGUGCUGCUGCUGUGUGUGUUCAGGGUCAGCUCGGUGCAGGCGGAGCGCGAGGUGAUGGCUCUGGCUUUACUUUUCGGCUGGUGCAAUACGCUGUUCUUUGCCCGAGGUUUCUGGAUGUUCGGCCCCUACGUCAUCAUGAUACAGAAGGUCAUAUUUGGAGACUUAAUGAAGUUUUUGUUUCUAACUUUCAUUGUGGAACUUGGUUUCAGCAGUGCGCUGUGGAUGGUGUACAUGACUGUGGAUCCUUCCUACAAUCCUUCAUAUAGCACCUACCCCCUCACCAUCUUCACCGAGUUUGUGGUCAACUUUGGCCUCGUGAAUAUGCCGGUGGACUUUACCCAACUUAACCCCACGAUCAUCUACCUGGUGUACAUCGCCUACUCUAUUAUCGCCUUCAUCCUUCUUAUGAAUCUGCUGAUAGCCAUGAUGAGUGACACGCAAUGGAGGGUGGCCCAGGAGAGAGACGAGCUGUGGAGGACUCAGGUGGUAGCUACGACUCUGAUGCUGGAGAGGCGGCUGCCACGCCGCCUGUGGCCCCGGCUCGGGGUGUGUGGGCUCAGUUACGGCUUGAGGAAUUGCUGGUAUCUCAGAAUCCAGACAGACCAGAACCAGAACCAAAACCAGACGGUUGAGGACCAGACUAAGAGCCCUUACCAGAUACUGCAGAACCAGGACCAGAACCAGGCCCUGCAGACCCAGGAGCUGCAGUUGAUGAGGGCAGAGCUGCAGGAGCUUAGGACUCUGAUCCAGAAGCUGGUUCAGAAGCGGACCCGGACCGACUUCUGCUCACAGAUCGUUUGAAGGCUGCUUGUCCCCCCCCACCAAGACAUUUUUGUCCUUCUUUUGCUUUUUGUCAGAGAAAGGGACAGAAAGGUUGAAAAAAGUGAGAAUCAACAAAAAAUAUCAGGAAGAUGUGAGAGAGAAAAAACGUCAGAAAAUGUGCAAAAUAAUAACCUUUUUUGUGGAAAGGGGUGAGACCGUACCAAGACCUUCUCUUUACUUUGAACAAAGGAACCAUCUGCCUUGGUAUUUUAGCAAGAUGUAGUCAAAUAUCUUUGGGAGGAAAAGUUCAGGAAAAUUCAUAAUAUUUUAGAAAAGACACAUCUGCUGUGAUGAACAUAUUAAGUUUCCACUUUCUAAAACAAGAACAGAGAAACCGAAAUCAGCGCUGAAUGACUGGCCGCUCGCAGU
Messenger RNA from Etheostoma cragini (Arkansas darter), 1650 nucleotides. RefSeq names its product transient receptor potential cation channel subfamily V member 5-like. NCBI's taxonomy places the organism in Eukaryota, Metazoa, Chordata, Actinopteri, Perciformes, Percidae. The coding region runs from base 1 to 1260 and encodes 419 amino acids. The transcript has 10 exons. The record is from RefSeq and is a predicted model, not a curated record. Gene Ontology annotation, biological process: calcium ion import across plasma membrane. Gene Ontology annotation, cellular component: membrane. Gene Ontology annotation, molecular function: calcium channel activity.